CGAGCCCAACCUGUGACUUGGCCACCAAGUUAAUCCUUCGAAAAUGAGUGGUCAAGAAGCUUUCAGAAGGUUGGCACAACAGCUACAAAGGGCUGGCGGUCCUGGGGGUGGAAGUGGUUUACCGGGUGGUCCUGUUCGAUUCUUCGCUGGGUCGGGCUUGUUGCUGGCUCUCGUUGGUGGCGGUAUCCUUCUCAAUGCUAGUUUAUUCAACGUCGACGGUGGUCAUCGAGCGAUAAAGUAUACCCGUCUGCAUGGUGUGAAAGACGACGUGUACAACGAAGGGACUCACAUUAUGGUUCCUUGGUUCGAGACUCCCAUCGUCUUUGACAUCCGAGCCAAACCUCGCAGUGUUGCUAGUUUGACAGGAACAAAAGACUUGCAAAUGGUGAACAUCACUUGCAGAGUGCUCUCUAGACCGUCGGUCCAAGCAUUGCCAAGGAUUUUCCGUGAGCUCGGGAAGGAUUACGACGAGCGUGUGUUACCCUCAAUCGUUAACGAGGUCCUUAAGAGUGUGGUUGCGCAAUUCAACGCGAGCCAGCUAAUCACUCAGCGUGAAAUGGUCUCCAGGCUGAUACGAGAAAAUCUCACACAACGAGCGUUGCGUUUCAAUAUCGUCCUGGACGACGUCUCCAUUACUCAUGUUGCGUUCUCACCUGAGUUUACACAUGCUGUGGAAGCCAAGCAGGUUGCCCAACAAACAGCACUUCGUGCGGCUUUCUUGGUAGAUCAAGCAAUACAAGAAAAACAGUCGAUCAUUGUGCGCGCACAGGGUGAGGCACGCAGUGCGGAACUAAUCGGAGAAGCAAUGCGGAAUAAUAAGGGUUUCCUCGACCUUCGGCGUCUUGAAGCCGCACGGGACAUAGCGAACGUAUUAGCUAGCUCAGGCAAUCGAGUCAUGCUGGAUGCGCAAAGUUUGCUUUUGAAUGUUACUGGUGAGGACGCCAAGGAGCUUCUCAAAGUUAAAAAAUAAUGUAAUGUCGGGGCCACUGUAAUUUGAACUUAUUCCAGCGCAUCACAUUGUGAUCUCGUGCCUCAAUAUGGG
Molecule: messenger RNA, 1042 nt
Organism: Pisolithus orientalis
Lineage: Eukaryota; Fungi; Basidiomycota; Agaricomycetes; Boletales; Pisolithaceae
Product: band 7 family-domain-containing protein
Exons: 9
Coding region: 44-970 (308 amino acids)
Biological process (GO): mitochondrion organization
Cellular component (GO): mitochondrion; membrane
Source: RefSeq, a predicted model, not a curated record